GUUGCGGAGCUGCCGGGCAGCGCGCGCUCGGGGGCUGCCAAGCCUCGCGAGAGCAGGGCUGACUAGAGUCGCCGGUGGUUAGGGGGUAGCAUCAUGGCGUUGUGUUGAACGCUGCUCAGUUGGUCCUGCCGUCCGACUCUCCGGUUGGUUUGCUUCUGUCUCACUGAGAGCGAAGGCUGGGUAAAUGCCUGGCAAGCGGUGUGGUGAGAAUGAGGACCAGCCAAAGGUUGAACGGCCUUGGGGGCGGCCCCCUGGCUCUAAAACCAGGCUCAGCAGCGGCUCUAGUGGACGCCGCUGCGGCUUGGGCAGGGGCUUAGGCCGCCUGGGGCGGGGCGGAGGCGGUGGGUAUCCUGCUCCCGGGCCAGACACGUAUUAAGAGGAGGCGGAGGGUCAUGUGUCUGGAAGACGAGAUGAAAAUUCUCGAGAAGCUGGAAGAAGGGUUUGCGCACCCUUAAGCAAAACGAGGAGGCGGUCAGGACCAGCAUGGAGAGUGUUUCGCCCGUCUGCUCCUAGGUGCUGUGCAUUCCUCAGGACGUAAACAUCGAGAAGAUGGAGACGAAUUAAUCUUCGGGGUCUAGGAUUAGACCAAAGGAGGAGGGGGCAGCCUGUGACGCUGAAGGCCAUCUGCAGCCAGGCCAAACGGGUUUACAUGCAACUGGUGGAAACCACUGGCAAGGGCAACCCAGAGAAGUUUCAUGCGAGCAAGGGAUGGUUGGAGAAGUUUAGAAAUCGCUAUAGGCUGCUGAAUUCGAGGUUGAUAGGGGAGGAAGAACCGUUAAAUGCCCAGUCGGCACCCACGUAUUUCAAGCAACUCCAGAAACUGAUCAGAGUUAGUGGCUUUGUACCUCAACAGGUCUUCACCGCCAAGCAGAUGAGCCUGUUUUGGAAGUGCUUGCCUUCGCGUACUUUUGGGGAAAAAGACAAAAUUCUGGAAAGCUUAGAGGAAGCUAAGGACCAGAUUUCUUUCAAUUUUUGUGCCAGUGCCGCCGGUGACAAAACCAUGGCUGCUUUAUGAAGCAGCACCUGUUUUAUGGAAAAAAAUAUAAAACGCCUUCCUAUUUUCCGGCGAUCACUAACAGUAUCAUUAACAGCUGCCCUCAUUUUGGGUUGGCUUCGUAAUUGUUUUAUUCAUUGAACCUGGAGUUAUUUAACAGAAAAAAAUCUUGCCUUCAGAGUGUUACUGUUUUCGGACAGAGGUCUCAGUCACCCAGACUCCAUUCUUUGCUCAUCCCAAUGAUGAUCUUGUGUUUCUUCAUCUGGAGGGCAGUAGCUAUCUUAAGCCCUUGGAUCAGGGUAUAAUUGAAGCAUUCAGGAGGUAAUACACCAAGCAUAUGUUGGACUACUUUGCCGACUUCUUGAAAAAAACCCUUGCCUCACUUUGAAAGAAACACGGCAACAGUACAACUUUAAUGAUGCUUUGGUAGUAAUAAAAGAGGUGAUGGAUGAUAUAAAAACCAGCCUCCCUUAAUAAAGCUUGGUGGAACCUUUGGAAUGAUGUUGUGAAUGAUUAUGCAUGUUUCCCUAGAGCUAAUGAAGAAGUUGAAAAAAAUCAUAGAGUCUGAAAAUGGAUGGGCUUUAAAUUCAUCGAUAUUGAUGAAAGUGAAAUUAAUAAGCUACUUAAGUUUCAAGCUUUGGCAAUAACAGAGAGUCUAUAUCUGUAGAUGAGGAAGAAGGCAAAUCUCUGGAACCAGAGAGAAAGUUGAACUUAAGGAAACAAUUCUGUCUUACACCAGGUGUCAGACCUCAUUGAAGCUGCAAUUGAUCUUUACUGGAUUGAAGUUUGGCCUUUAAAGAUUUCAGUAAAGUGUUGUAUACCUGUAAAGAGGCCCAAAAGAACCUUCAAAAUAAAGCAAAGGAGAUGAAGAAAGAGAAGGAAGACACAAUAAAGAGGAAGUAGUGUGGGUGAAAGAGAUGGGUACAGAAUCUGACUCUGAAGAGGAUUCUGAGUCCAUAUCUGAAUCCAGUAAGGAGGAGGAGAGAAAGAGGGUAAGAAGCCUCCAGAAGAAGAGCUUAUAAUCUCAGGCAGUGGCACUGAGGCUCUUACUAGAGCUGAAGAAUCUGCCAAGGCCAUAAAUGCAGAAUUGGACUUUUUGAAUCUAACCUUGGAAUUGAAUCUGAAGAGAGUAGAAGUGCCUGAGUUGAAGUAAGAAGAGAAUCCAGAAGCGGUUUCUUCCAAAUAACAGUUCAUCUCUUGCCAUCCUUCCCCUGCUGCCCCAGCAUCGCCUUCAUCAUGACCAUCCUUAUAAUCACCAAAUCAACAAACAUUUAUUGAGCAUAAUCUCUGUGGGAUCCUGUGCUAAACUCUGGGACAUCAUCUCAGGAUCUAAGAUCCUGACUGCUUCUUUCCUGACAUACCCCAUGCUCAGGACCCUUAGCCAGCAGCUCCUUUCAGUUGUCACUGGCAGCUAUGUCUCCGGCACUUACUCCAUCGUUUUUGUCAACUGUCCCAACGAGCAGAUUGCCAGAGAUAUUGCCAGGGCUAUACUGGAUAAGAAGCUGACUGCCUCUGUGAACAUCCUGCCUAAGGCAUACUCACUAUACUAUUGGAAUGGAGAAAUAGAAGAAGCCACUGAAAUCCUGCUGUUAAUAAAGACAAAGACUUCCAAGGUCCGUAUGCUAUCCAGCUACAUCAGGUUGGUGCAUCCUUUUGAAAUCCCAGAGGUCUUCAGUCUUCCCAUGGACCAAGGAGAUGUGCACUAUUUAAAGUGGCUGGAGGAGGGCAUGGAGGAGGAAUGAGUGGGGGCUUCUUGUGCCUCCUGCUGGCUGACUCUAACCUUCAUCAGCUGUUCUCUGGGGGAGGGGAGGCUUCUCUCUGCCCUCUCGCAUCUCUGGAUUCCACGCUUUUGUCAGCACAGAGGAGUUAAGUAACUUGUGGAGGGUGAAGGCCCAAGGCUUCUGAGGCUGGAAGAGGACGCUGGGCCAGUCAGGCCAAGCAAGAACCCCGUGGAUCUUGUCUCUGAGUGCAUCAUGCGUAAAGG
Messenger RNA from Aethalodelphis obliquidens (Pacific white-sided dolphin), 2978 nucleotides. Its product is annotated as protein CutA homolog. Lineage: Eukaryota; Metazoa; Chordata; Mammalia; Artiodactyla; Delphinidae. The record is from RefSeq and is a predicted model, not a curated record. The transcript is spliced from 6 exons. Bases 2359 to 2736 code for a protein of 125 amino acids. Gene Ontology annotation, biological process: response to metal ion. Gene Ontology annotation, molecular function: copper ion binding.